ACAGUUUUAGAAAAUCCCAAUCUGAGCUCAUUCAUUCCUGUUUCCUAUCAUGCUCCCAGAGCCUUCCGCCACCAACAAAGCGGCUGAUUACGAAGCGGCAACCUCUUUCCUCGGAGAAUGGGGACGUUUCCAGCGGCGGGUCUUUUUCCUCCUCUGCCUAAGUGUCGUCCCUAAUGGACUCGUCGCCUUCUCGAUCGUUUUUCUGGCCGACACGCCGGCCCACCGCUGCCUGCUUCCCGCGCACCUAAACCUCAGCGCCGCAUGGAGGAACAGCAGCAUCCCGCUGGAGGAGGAGGAUUCGAGCCGCGGAGGCGCUUUGGUGCCCAGCAAAUGCUCCAGAUACAAACUGGAGCAUGUGCUGAAUUACUCGGAGAGAGGUUUGCUACCUGGAGUGGACGUUAAUCUGUCUAAUGUUCCCAAAGAAGGCUGCUUGGACGGAUGGACGUUUGAUCAGAGCGUUUAUACAUCUACUAUUGUAUCUGAGUGGAACCUGGUGUGUGAUGAAAGUUGGAAGAGCCCACUGACAUCUUCUAUCUUCUUCUGCGGUGUUCUCACUGGCUCCUUAAUUUCUGGACAGCUCUCUGACAGGUUUGGGAGAAAAAUUGUGAUGUUUGCCACCAUAGCUAUACAGGCAGUCUUCAGAUUCAUUCAAGUUUUCUCUCCAAACUGGAUCACUUUCUGUGCUUUGUAUUUCAUUGUCGGGAUGGGACAAGUUUCCAAUUACGUGGUUGCAUUUGUUUUAGGAAUGGAAGUAUUAGGCCUGCAUAUCAGGACAAUUUUCUCCACGGCUGGAAUGAGUCUGUUCUUUGGUGCGGGCUACAUGCUGUUGCCGCUGCUCGCAUUCUUCGUAAAUGACUGGAGGAUGCUGCUCCUUGCCCUGAUGCUACCAAGCUGCCUGUGUUUGCCUCUGUGGUGGUUUAUCCCGGAGUCUCCUCGCUGGUUGCUCUCUCAGGGAAGAAUAGCAGAAGCCGAGGCCAUAAUCAGAAAUGCAGCUAAAAUGAACAACAUUGAGCCCCCGGUGGUCAUCUUUAAUCCUUUACAGAAUGGAGUUAAGGCAGAGGAGAGGAGGGCCUAUAACAUCUGUGACCUGCUUCGUUCUCCAAACAUCCGCUGGAUCUCGAUCACGCUGUGGUUGAUCUGGAACACCCUCACCAUCGCCUACUUUGCCCUUUCCCUGAACACGGCGAACCUCCAUGGGAAUGCCUACUUCAACUGUUUCCUGUCCGCCCUGGUGGAGAUGCCAGCCUACGUUCUGUCCUGGGUCAUGUUUCGCUGGUGUUCCAGACGAAUGAGUGUUUUCUCAUCGCUCUCCUCAGGAGGGGUGUUCCUACUGAUCAUGCAGCUCAUACCAGCAAACUUGGUGGCUGCAUCCAUAACGUUUGAGAUGAUGGGGAAGUUUGCUGUGUCGACUGCAUUUGCUGUUGUGUAUGCCUACACAGCAGAGCUGUACCCAACUGUGCUGAGAAACACAGCUGUUGGCGCCUGCUCUAUGGCCUCCAGAAUAGGCAGCAUUAUUGCUCCAUUUUUCAUUUAUUUAAGAACCUAUUCUGUCUCCCUGCCUUACAUCCUAAUGGGAAGUCUAACAACUGCGGCGGGGUUGCUGAGCCUUCUGCUGCCUGAGAGCUUUGGAAUGCCACUGCCGGACACCAUCAAUCACAUGCAACAAUUCCCUGGAUGUUGUCGGAAGACACCUUACAUUGUCACGCACACUAUAGAGGAGGAAAAAUCUACAGAAGUAAGGUCUCUGGUCAUAAGGGAGCAGCUCUCAAGUCUGAAUUCAAACAAAUGAGGAGCCAUGAAGUUCAUGUGUGCAUAUAUGAGAAAAUCCAUCUUUGGUCUGGGAAAUCAUACACAAAAAAGCAUUGUGUGUGAAGUGAUUUUCCCAACAUUUCUAUGAAACUUUUUUUUUUCUUCACCACACCAUCAAAAUACUUUAUGAGUUACAGUACUUUUCUCUUUUGUGCAUUACUAUUCUUUUCCUCCGUUAAUGUAACUGCUGCCUUAGUUGAAAGUGCUGAUAAACUCAAAAUGUUGUAAGAGAAUUUGGAACGUAAAAGUAUUAAAAUACAGGUUUCAUUUUUACCCUACUUUUUUAAAUAUAAAUGUAUGAAACUGUUUUACUUACAUUUCUGGUCAAUAUUUUAUCUUCAUUAUUUCUGAUUUAAUAAUAUAGACUGAGCCACAUAAACCUGUUGUUUUUAACAGUUCUCUGAUAAAUCACACAUGUGUGAAAUUGUAAUACAAUUCAAUUUUUACUGCACUUUUAAUAGUUACCAUCUUCUGCUGUGAUUAGAAAAGAGCCCAAACAUGUAACAGGGAAUCAUGUUUAAAUUCUUUUUGUGUGGGAAAAUGUUACCUGCAGCUCCCACAAAUCUGAUUUUCAUUAUUUCUGAUGUUAGUUUGAUCUCAAAUGUACUUUAAAAGUGCAUAGUGUCUUGUAUGCACUGAUGGCAAAAGCAUUAUGACCACUGACAGAUAAAUAAAUAACACGGGUAAGCUCUUAAUCAUGACACCUGCUAGUGAGUGCGAUUUUUUUGUUUGUUUUAGGAAACGAGUAAUCAUAUUGGCUUUAAAGUUUAUGUGGCAAGACGUGCAAAUAUGAGAAUUUGACAGAGAUCUAAUGACGACUAGAUAGCUGGGUCAGUGCAACUGUUGUGGGGUGUCAAAAGUGGUCCAAAGUGGGUACAGGGAGGAACCAGUGACAGUGUUGAUGCAAGUAGGAAAUAAAGGUUGGCCUGUUUGCUCUGAUCCAAUAAACAAGCUACUGUGGCACAAAUUACUGAAGAAGUUAAAGAUGGUUUUGACAAAAAGGUUUCAGAAUACACAGUGCAUUGUUGCAUAUGGGCCUUGAUAGUUACAGACCAGGCAGGGUGCCCAUCAUGGUAGUCAUAAUGUUAUGCUUGAAAAGUAAAAAAGGCCAACAGGCCAAACAGAAGACUUAGGAUGUCCAUGAGUAAGACACAUGUUGGAUAAGUAUCUUCAGUCUAACUGUCCAAUAGAUAAGAAUAAAGGAGCAAUAAAAUGACUUUUGUUACACAUUUAAA
This is a messenger RNA of Girardinichthys multiradiatus, 3044 nucleotides long. Its product is annotated as solute carrier family 22 member 4-like. Gene Ontology annotation, molecular function: transmembrane transporter activity. The record is from RefSeq and is a predicted model, not a curated record. The transcript has 10 exons. Gene Ontology annotation, cellular component: membrane. Gene Ontology annotation, biological process: transmembrane transport. NCBI's taxonomy places the organism in Eukaryota, Metazoa, Chordata, Actinopteri, Cyprinodontiformes, Goodeidae. The coding region runs from base 50 to 1789 and encodes 579 amino acids.